This is a messenger RNA of Candidula unifasciata, 205 nucleotides long. The record is from the annotation of a GenBank genome assembly. Lineage: Eukaryota; Metazoa; Mollusca; Gastropoda; Stylommatophora; Geomitridae.
UAACUAUUGGGCCUUUCAGCAGCUCGCUGAACUUCUUCAACUUCACCGAUUUCAUCCUGUACGCCACUCCGUUAAACACGGCCAACCUGGAGGUGGAGUUCGUCGGCACCGGACAGCCGCAUGUGGGGGUCUUCCAGCUGUUUGACAAGUGGCGAGCAGGUGCCGGCGGGUUUAAUUCUUUCUUGAACUGUAACCCUAGAUCCAG